Funneliformis caledonium is the source of this 540-nucleotide messenger RNA. Lineage: Eukaryota; Fungi; Glomeromycota; Glomeromycetes; Glomerales; Glomeraceae. The record is from the annotation of a GenBank genome assembly.
GAAUCAGCAAAUAUUCGUGGAGUACCUGCUUUUAAAUGGAAUAAUAAUAGUACACAAUUGAUUUUUUCCAAUGAUAGAUCUACUGUUGAGAUGAUGAAACCUAGCAAUACAAAACAAAAACCUGUACACAAAUCGAUAUUGGGAGAUAUGAUAUUUAAAAAUCUUGGAGAAUAUGAAUGGAAUAUCGUAAUUGAAAAAUUGGGCGAAAUAGUUUAUAUUGGUAUAUGUGGUGAUGAGAAUUUAAGUACAACUGAACAAAAUUACCAUGGGUGGGUCCUUGGAUCUGAUGGUUACGUUUAUCGUAAAAAGGAUUGGAAAUGGUAUGAUGCAAAGAUGAAAGUAGGGGAUAAUGUUACUAUUCACCUGAAUAUAAGCACAGUUGAUAAAAGGAGAAAGUGCGAAUGCUCAUUUUCUAUCAAUGGGAUUAAAAAGCCUGUGGUUUCCGGAUAUGGAUGGAAUGAUAUUCCUACUCAAGUUUAUCCUGUCGUUUCUUUGGGUUGUGGUAGUAAAUUGCGUAUAAAACCUGUAUCAUCAGUGUGA